Molecule: messenger RNA, 1497 nt
Organism: Scomber scombrus (Atlantic mackerel)
Lineage: Eukaryota; Metazoa; Chordata; Actinopteri; Scombriformes; Scombridae
Product: nuclear factor 7, brain-like
Exons: 2
Coding region: 10-1497 (495 amino acids)
Molecular function (GO): protein binding; zinc ion binding
Source: RefSeq, a predicted model, not a curated record
AGGGGGAAAAUGUCUUCCCAGUCAGAGAAGGAUCUCUCCUGUCCUGUCUGUCAUGACAUUUAUACAAAUCCUGUUAUCCUGACAUGCAGCCACAGCUUCUGUAAAGACUGUUUGCAGAGUUGGUGGAAAGAGAAACAAAUACGGGAGUGCCCAAUUUGUAUGGAAAGACCUUUAAUGAGUGAUCCACCUCGUAACCUGGCAUUAAAGAACCUGUGUGAGGCUUUCUUACAAGAGAGAACCCAGAUAUCUUCAGCAGGAUCUGAGCCUCUCUGCAGUCUGCACUCUGAGAGACUCAAACUUUUCUGUCUGGACCAUCAGCAGCCAGUGUGUGUCGUCUGUCUGCAUUCAGAAGCACACAACAACCACAGAUUCAGACCCAUCAAUGAGGCUGCACAGGGUCACAAAGAGGAGAUUCAGAAAUCACUGAAGCCCUUACAGGAGAAACUGAAAGUCUUUGAAGAAGUUAGAGGGAAAUGUGAUCAAACAGCAGAACACAUUAAGGUCCAGGCCAGAUACACAGAGAGGCAGAUUAAGGAGCAGUUUAAGAAACUUCACCAGUUUCUACAAGAGGAAGAGGAGGCCAGGAUCUCUGCUCUGAGGAAUGAAGAGGAGAAGAAGAGUCAAAUGAUGAAGGGGAAUAUUGAGGCUCUGAGCAGAGAGAUAGCAGCUCUUUCAGACACAAUCAGAGUCACAGAGAAGGAGCUGAAAGCUGAAGACGUCUCAUUACUGCAGAACUACAAGGCUGCAAUGGAAAGAGUUCAGCAGCGCCCCCUGCUGGAUGAUCCAGAGCUGGUCUCAGGAGCUCUGAUAGAUGCGGCCAAACACCUGGGCAAUCUGACCUACAACAUCUGGAACAACAUGAAGGAAAUAGUCUUCUACACUCCUGUGAUUCUGGAUCCAAACACUGCUCAUUCAAACCUCAUCCUGUCUGAUGAUCUGACCAGUGUGAGAUGUGGAGAGAGAGAGAAGCUUCCUGAAAACCCAGAGAGGUUUGAUUUCUACCACUCCGUCCUGGGCUCUGAGGGCUUUGACUCAGGGACUCACAGCUGGGAUGUUGAGGUUGGAGACAGUACAGACUGGUUUCUGGGUGUGGUAGCAAAGUCUGCCCAGAGAAAGGAAAGCAUAGACACACUGUAUGAAUAUUGGUGUGUGGGAUUUUCUAAUGACAAAUAUACAGCACAGUCCCCACUGGGUCACUCCACUGUUCUCUCAGAGAAGAAGAGGAAGAAGCUCAAGAGGAUCAGAGUUAAUCUGGACUGGAACAAAGGAAAACUGUCAUACUCUGAUCCUGAUAGUAAAACACACAUACACACCUUCACACACACGUUCACUGAAAGGCUGUUUCCACAAAUUAAUACAAACAAAGAAUUCCAACUUAAGAUAUUACCAAAGAAGGUCUCUGUAACAAAAGAACAGUUGUUACCAAUAGUUCUAACGCCAAAUCAGUGGUUAUCAGCCGCUGAAACAGCAGUACUGUAUGUUUUCACUGCAAGCUAA